Agelaius phoeniceus (red-winged blackbird) is the source of this 2580-nucleotide messenger RNA. NCBI's taxonomy places the organism in Eukaryota, Metazoa, Chordata, Aves, Passeriformes, Icteridae. The record is from RefSeq and is a predicted model, not a curated record.
AUGGCUACAGCCAGAGAAAGAGGGGGCUCGCACCUGGCCCUGCCGAGCCGAGCCCGGCCAGCCCCGGAGCCGCCCCGCCCGCGCUGUGCCCGCAGCCCCGGCUCUGCCGCGCUCGUCCCCGCCAAGUCCGGCCCGCGCCGGGGCCGCGCUGGGCGCGCGCGCGGGCCCGAGCGCAGCGCCCCCCUCAGGCCGCGCGCCUCCGGCGCAGCCGCGGCCGUUGCGCUGCGGGCGCUGUGGCCACAGUCGGCGAUCGACGCCAUGGCGGAGCUGCCGCUGCCCGCCGGGCUCAGCGCCGGCACCUUCCCCGCCAAGCUGUGGCGCCUGGUGAACAGCCCCCGCGUCCGCUCCGUGCGCUGGGACAGCCGUGCCCAGGGGCUGUUCAUCAACCGCUCCCUCUUCCAGCGGGAUCUGCUCAGCUCGGGCCACGCCCACAGGGGCGAUGGGCCGGCCCCGGUGCUGCACACCUUGAGGGCCACGCAGUUCCGCAGCUUCGUGCGGCAGCUCAACCUCUACGGCUUCCGCAAGGUGCCGGGCUGGCUCGGCUCGGCUGCGCCGGGCGAUGCCGGGGCCUGGCUCCACUACAGCAACCCCUGCUUUCGCCGCGACCGCUCCGACCUCCUGCUCCACAUCAAGCGCCGGAGCGCGGCCAACAGGGAGCGGGCGCUGCCGGACGGGCGGGAGCUGUGCAGGCCCCGGCCCGGCCGCCACCAGCAGCCCCCCGGGGAGCGGCCGCUGCUCGCCCGGCGCCCGCCCUGCGGCUUCCACCUGCUGCACAGGGAGCGGCCGCUGCCGGCUGGGCGGGAGGGGCCGAGCCGCUUCCAGGAGCUCUACGGGGAGCGGCCGCCGCCCGCCGAGCGGGAGGUGCUCGGCAUCCCGCCCUGCCACUUCCUCGGGCUCCACGGGGAGCGGCCGCUGCCGCUUGGGCGGGAGGGGCCCCGCAGCCGCUGGCAGGAGCUCUGCGGAGAGCAGCUGCCUCCGGCCGAGCGGGAGGUGAGAAGAGCAAGAGCCAUCUUUCCCCUGGCUCUCUCUCCUAUUGCAGAAGAAGCCAGAGAGGAGGAAAAUGAGAAAGAUGACCACCGCCUUUGUUCAGCCGUGGUCACACCAGAACGUCCUCAUCAUUCCAAGAGAGUGAGAAGAGCAAGAGCCAUCUUUCCCCUGGCUCUCUCUCCUAUUGCAGAAGAAGCCAGAGAGGAGGAAAAUGAGAAAGAUGACCACCGCCUUUGUUCAGCCGUGGUCACACCAGAACGUCCUCAUCAUUCCAAGAGACUGGCCCCCGCUGCUCCUGGAGAAGAAGCCAAAGAGGAGCAAACUGAGGUGGAUGAGCGCCAGCCUCCAUCAGUGGUCAGACCACCAUAUUCUCAACCUGUCCUUCUAGAGAAAGGGCAGGAGCAGAUUGCUUCAUCAGAGAUGCCAUGGCAGACUCAGGGAGAGCUGUUCCCAGCGCGAGAGCAGGAAGAGCAGCUCAGGCAGCAGGUGGAAGAGCCACAGGAGAAUGGCCAGAACAUCAAAGCAGAGCCACAAGCAGAGCUGCCCGAAGCUCAGAGUGCCAUCAUGGCAGUGAAGAGGAGGAACAAGGAAGACAUGAGUAGAAUUCAAGAGGAUAAUCUCCAUCAGCAGAGGAGCGAUCAACAAAACCAGGUGAGUGAAAGAGUGGCAGGCACUCCACUCAUGAAAUAUCCUCUCCCUUCUCCUUUACAGUCUAUCAAGGGACACAUGCAGGCAGAACUGCAGGACUCUGAGGCUAGCAACAAGGUAAGGGAGAAGAGGCUGGAGGAAGAAAUGAAAAUCAUCAGAGAGAAACUUAAUCGCCUCCCUCAGGCUCUAGAAGUGGCCAUAAAGAAAAUAAAUCUCCAAGGACUGGGGAGGAAGGAACUAACUGUUAAUGAAAUCGUGAUCAUGAAGAGGUAUAGGAGUUCCAGUGUUGUGAAUUAUUUAGACAGCUACCUUCUGGGUGAGGAACUCUGGCUGGUUAUGGAGUACAUGGAUGGAGGCGCCCUCAGUGAUGUCAUCCACAAGACCUGCCUGUCUGAAGACCACAUUGCAGCCAUCAGUCGGGAGUGCCUGCAAGGACUGGAUUUUCUUCAUUCAAACGAUGUGAUCCAUCGAGAUGUGAAGAGCGACAACAUCCUUCUCAGAACUGAUGGUUCUGUCAAGCUGACUGAUUUUGGCCUCUCUACUCAGCUCACCCCUGAGCAGAGCAGACCGUGCUUGGUAGCCGGGACUCCUUGGUGGAUGGCACCUGAAGUGGUGACAGGUCAACCAUAUGGCCCCAAAGUGGACAUAUGGUCUUUUGGAAUUGUGGGGAUUGAAAUGUUAGAAAAAGAACCUCCUUACUGGGACCAAAGUCAUACCUCGGCUCGACGCCUGAUAGCCACAGUAGGGACCCCAAAACUGCGGCAGCCCAAGCUCCUCUCAGCUUUGCUGCGUGACUUCCUGAGCUGCUGCCUGCAGACAGAUGAGGAGCAGCGCUGGUCUGCCAAGGAGCUCCUGAAGCAUCCAUUUGUAAGAUUUGCUGAGCCUGCGUCCAGCCUGGUGCCACUGAUUGUUUCAGUGAAGAAGAGGAAGGAGACAAGAAUGUGA